Messenger RNA from Myxocyprinus asiaticus (Chinese sucker), 8585 nucleotides. RefSeq names its product probable phospholipid-transporting ATPase IM. Gene Ontology annotation, molecular function: magnesium ion binding; ATP binding; ATPase-coupled intramembrane lipid carrier activity. Gene Ontology annotation, biological process: phospholipid translocation; Golgi organization. The record is from RefSeq and is a predicted model, not a curated record. The transcript has 28 exons. Lineage: Eukaryota; Metazoa; Chordata; Actinopteri; Cypriniformes; Catostomidae. Bases 3071 to 6715 code for a protein of 1214 amino acids. Gene Ontology annotation, cellular component: plasma membrane.
AUGCCCUUAAAUGUAUAGUUCACUCAAAAAUGAAAAUGUAUCAUGUACUCAUCUUUAUGUUGUUCCAAACCCGUAUGACUUUCUUCUGUGGAGCACAAAAGAAGAUGUUAUUCCAGAAUGUUAGGCUCAGUCACCAUUCACUUUCAUUGUGUGUAAAAAAAGAUGCAAUGAAAGUGAAUGGUUACUGAGGCUGUCAUUCUGCCUAACUUUUUUGUGUCCCACAGAAUAAAGUAAAUCAUACAGAUUAAUGAUGGAGUUCAAAAAACAGAAUUGUCAUUUUGGGGUUAACUAUCCCUUUAAGAUGAAUACCUUGUGACUUGAUGACCCAGCUGAUUUUUGAAAGCAGCAAUAGUGAUAACAUUAGAAAUGAAAUCUUUGAGUCUUCCCUGUACUCAGUGUAGGUGUCUUAAUUUUAGAAGAUAUAUAAUUAUGACGCUGACCUUUUCACAUCUGUCUUCUUAGUCUGGGGGCCGUAGCCAUUAAUCACUCUUUUAAAGUGGAGAUUAUUUUUUGGAGCAAACCUGUGGCAGGAUGUUUGUACAUUUAUCUUUGACUGCUCCUAAACAGUUUGGCAUCUUUCUGUGUGUAUGUCAGAUAUGAAGUGAUGGUUCGCCCAAAAAUAUCAUUUUUGUCAUUUACUCACCCUAAUGUUGUUCCAAAUUUCCAUGGCUUGCUUUCUUCCAUGGAACACAAAAAUACAUUUUAGGCUGUAUGUUAGUCUCAGUCACCAUUCACUUUCAGUGCAUCUUUUUUCCGUACAAUGAAAGGGAAUCUGGACUAAAACCUUUUACAUUCUGCUAAACGUCUCCAUUUGUGUUCCAUGUAAGAAAUAAUGUCAUACGGGUUUGGAAUAACAUGGGGUUGAGUAAAUGAGCACAGAAUUUUCAUUUUUGGUUGAACUAUCCCUUUAAGUUUAAGACCAUCAGAUAUUAGCAGAAGUAGCUACAGAAAACUCACAAUGGGUUAAUUCUGUUAAAGCGUCUAUAUUGUUCUAACCACCUUGUGACUUGAUGAAGAUAUGAGAACUUUUGCAUCACAUGCAUCAGCCACAAUUUUUGAAAAUAUGUUCAAAUCUUGUUUCCACGACACUCCUAAACAUUCUUAAAACAAGGGCCCAAUUACAAGAAAACCCUUAGUUAUAAUCAUAAGACUAUUGUCACAAAAGUUUUUUUUUUUUUUUUUUUUUUUUUUUUUUACUAAAAGAGUUAAUUGCAACCAGCUAAAGUUCUUUACUAGUUCUUUGCAGCACCUGUUUCUAUCAAGAACCAUUUUUUGCUGUGUAAUUUGCUUGAGUUAGCUAUAUAGUUUGAGGUCUGGUUCUCUUCUGGUAUUGAGUUUGUCACUGACUCUCAGUGCUGUGUAAUGUGUGUGAUCGCUUUGUUUAUAUCUGUGACUGUAGCAUGACCCUGAGUUCCAACGGUGGCCCAUAUAACUCUUUAUUGUCAAAUACAGCAGAUAAAUAAUGCAGUGACAACACACAGCAGGCUCUGUUUGAUCAGAUAUGAUUAUCUUUCUGACAGGCCAUUAUUGUUAAUGGAUGAAUAAUUAAAUGGUCAUUAGAAUUGACAUGCCUUUAUCUGGUAAAUUGAGAGGCCAACAUUCUCUCCCUCUUUUGCUAUUACCUAAGCACCGUUGUAAAGAUUUUUAUAAAUUAUUUAGUCAUUAUCUGCUCUGGCCUUAUGGAUUUUCCAUGUAGUCAGGAUUUAUUGAUUUGAUGCCUGUUUUUUAAAGAUGUCAUUCGUUUAAUUGGUAGCUGGCCUCAGGCAAACUGAAUCUCAAAUUGAGGUAGUUAAUAUAUCAAGUGUUCCCAUCAUCUGUGAAUUUUUUUAGGAAAUCAUUUUAAAUCUAUAUACUUCAAUUAAUAACGUACAAGGAAGUUUAAUUGUUCACCUUAUUAAUCCCAUGAGGGAAAUUGCAGAUAAAGCAAAAAGAAGUAACAAGUUCCUUGAAAUCCUUUGUGUUAAAAACAGUGAUGUUGCUAACAAUGUUAAAAGCAAAGUUAAAAAACUAUCACAAGCUAACAGUAAAAGCACAGAGCUUCUUAAGCAUCUCAUUAUUUGUGAUGCUUGCUUAGGCAUAGCAGGGCAUUAAAAACCACUUGGAACACCUCAACAACUGCAUUACAAUUCUCUGGCAACCACCCACAACAACUUUGCAUCUUGGUAAUGACGUACUGGGUAUGCAUUGGCAACAGCAACUUCAUGAAUUUUUUCUAAUUUUGUAUAAUAAUAAUGCAUGCAGCUUUUAUAACCUUAUAGUAACUGGGAUAGCCUACUACAUGGAAUAAUAUUUGAACUUUUAAAUAUUCAUCUGUUACACUGCAGAACCAUUUACAAUGAACUAGUGAAGUUAAAAAUGUGCUUAAAAAUGGCAACAAUCUUAAAGAAAAUGGUGACCAUUUACAAGAACUGCACACGUUGUUUAUACUCCUUAAAUUCUAACCUAAAAUAGUGAUGUGGCAUUAAUUUUUACUCAAUGAUUUUAACGCAUUUGUCAUUCUGAAGAACAAAAUGGCAACAUGGCUCAAACAUUUCUCCUGAGCCUUUGUGUUCAUAAAUUUCCAUAAUUUUUUAUGAAAUUUGAUUGGUAAAUCUUUGGUGGUCUUCUAAAAAAAUAGCAUUAUUUUAGCAAAUAUGAAAAAAGCAAAUGUUUUAUACUUGUACAUAGGACAUUUAAGGUAUAAUGCAGUUUCCCCCCUACAAGCACACCCGGCCCCAGCCUGGCCCCCCAGUUAAAAUGGUCAAGAACCGCCACUGAACGUGACGUAUAUGGAGUCCCACUCUCAGAUCGCUGUUGAGGUGAUUUAAUCUUGAGUACACAUACAGAGUUCCAAAAACUGUACUCUGAGAUCUGCAGAUCUUUUUGAGUUUCAGCUCCUACAUGGUUCCUCAUGAUGUCCAUCUCAGGCUGACUCAGUCAGCAGGUUUCCUCCUCACCCUGAGUAAAGCUGAAGGAAUGAUGAAAUCCCACUGCAACAGGGCCGCCCUUAACUUCUGUUACCAUCAGCUAACUGCAACGUCAUUUGCAAGAGGUUUUACUACUGGGUGGGUUUCUUAGAGAGAAAUUAUGAAUGCUCUUUGAGAAAAAGGAAGCCAUGUCAUUCUUUGGCUUAGACUGGACACGGAGGAAAGAGAAAGAAGUGGAGAGGAAAAUCAGAGCAAAUGACAGAGAAUUUAACUUAUCCUUUAAAUAUGCUACCAAUGCCAUCAAGACCUCCAAAUACAACCUCUUCACCUUUCUGCCCCUCAACCUGUUUGAGCAAUUCCAGAGAAUCGCCAAUGCCUACUUCCUCUUCCUGCUCACCCUACAGGUUAUUCCUGCUAUUUCCUCUCUGCCAUGGUUCACCACUGUUUUCCCUCUGGCAUUGGUACUGACAGUGACUGCAGCCAAAGAUGCCAUUGAUGAUAUUAAUCGCCACAGAAGUGACAGGCAAGUGAAUAACCGUAAGGUGGAUGUGCUCAUCAAUGGAAAACUGAUAAGCGAGAAAUGGAUGAAUGUGCAAGUGGGUGAUAUCAUCAAGUUGGAAAACAACCAGUUUGUAACAGCAGAUCUGCUACUGUUUUCCAGCAGUGAACCUCUUAACUUGGUCUACAUUGAGACUGCAGAGCUUGAUGGAGAAACCAACCUGAAAGUGAAACAGUCUCUUACUGUAACAGGAGACAUGGGAGACAAUUUAGAGGCUUUGGCUGCAUUCAGUGGGGAGGUGUGUUGUGAGCCUCCUAAUAAUCGUCUGGAUCGCUUCACGGGCACGCUGACUUCCGGCACGCAGAAACACUCAUUGGACAAUGAACGAGUGUUGCUGAGGGGCUGCACACUCAGAAACACAGACUGGUGCUUUGGCAUGGUGCUGUUUGCAGGUCCCGAGACCAAGCUGAUGCAAAACUGUGGGAAAAGCACCUUUAAGAGGACCAGCAUUGACCGGCUCAUGAAUGUACUGGUGCUCUUUAUUUUUGGUCUCCUUGCUCUGAUGUGUAUUAUUCUGGCUGUGGGGCAUGGGAUCUGGGAAUACCAGGAGGGAUCAAAGUUCAAUGCCUUUCUUCCAAGGGAAGAGAACGCUGCAUUUUCAGCCUUCCUUACUUUCUGGUCCUACAUUAUAAUCCUCAACACUGUGGUGCCCAUCUCACUUUAUGUCAGUAUGGAGGUGAUUCGUUUGGGCAACAGCUACUACAUCAACUGGGACAGGAACAUGUAUCAUGCUCGAACUGACACACCUGCUGAAGCUCGUACCACAACACUCAAUGAAGAGCUUGGUCAGAUCAAAUACAUCUUCUCAGACAAGACCGGCACUCUAACACAGAACAUCAUGACAUUCAACAAGUGCUCCAUUAAUGGGAAAUCUUACGGAGAUGUUAUUGACCACUACAGUGGACAAAGACUGGAGAUCACAGAGGAAAUGACACCAGUGGAUUUCUCCUUUAACGGACUUGCCGACCCAAAGUUCCUUUUUUAUGAUCACAGUCUGGUACAGGCUGUAGAGUUGGAGCUUCCAGAGGUUCAUGCUUUCUUUAGGUUACUCGCUCUCUGUCACACUGUCAUGGCAGAGGAGAAAAAGGAGGGUGACUUGGUGUACCAGGCCCAGUCUCCUGAUGAGGGCGCUCUGGUCACAGCCGCACGUAAUUUUGGCUUUGUCUUUCACUCUCGGAGCCCUGAGACAGUGACAAUAGAGGAGAUGGGGAUUCAGAGGAGCUAUGAGCUGCUGGCUAUCCUGGACUUUAACAACAUACGCAAAAGGAUGUCUGUGAUUGUUCGUAAUCCAGAGGGCAAGCUCUCCCUGUACUGUAAAGGAGCAGACACUAUCAUAUUUGAGAGACUGCAUCCCUCCUGUAACAAACUGAUGGAGGUCACCACAGAGCACCUCAAUGAAUUUGCUGGGGAGGGGUUGAGGACUCUUGUUCUAGCCUAUAAGGAUCUGGAUGAGGAGUAUUUUGCAAAGUGGAAACAGCGCCACCAUGAGGCCAGUAUUGCACUAGAAGACCGGGAGGAGAAACUGGACCAGCUGUAUGAAGAGAUAGAGAAAGACAUGCUGUUAAUUGGGGCCUCAGCCAUCGAGGAUAAACUCCAAGAUGGAGUUGCUCAUACCAUUGAGCAGCUGGCCAAAGCAGAAAUCAAGAUCUGGGUGCUUACCGGGGACAAGCAAGAGACAGCUGAGAACAUUGGCUAUUCCUGUAACCUACUAAGGGAGGAAAUGAAUGAAGUGUUCAUUGUUGCAGCUAACUCACCCGAGGAGGUCAGACAGGAGCUGAGGGAUGCCCGUCUAAAGAUGUGCCCUGCUACCGAACAAGAUAAAUUCCUUAUUCCUGAGACUAUCCUGGGUAAUACUCCUAAAGUGGUGCAGGAUGAAUAUGUGAGCGGAGAAUAUGGACUGGUGAUAAAUGGACACAGCCUGGCAUUUGCUCUAGAGAGCAGCAUGGAGCUGGAGUUUUUGAGGACAGCGUGCAUGUGUAAGACGGUAAUCUGCUGUCGGGUGACUCCUCUGCAGAAAGCUCAGGUUGUGGAGUUGGUCAAGAAAUAUAAGAAAGCGGUCACUCUAGCCAUUGGAGAUGGAGCUAAUGAUGUGAGCAUGAUUAAAGCGGCUCAUAUAGGUGUGGGCAUUAGUGGUCAGGAGGGGAUGCAGGCAGUGCUGUCCAGUGAUUUCUCAUUCGCACAGUUCCGUUUCCUGCAGCGCCUCCUGCUGGUGCAUGGACGCUGGUCGUACUUGCGUAUGUGCAAGUUUCUGCGUUACUUCUUCUAUAAGAACUUCACCUUUACCUUUGUGCACUUCUGGUACGCAUUUUUCUGUGGCUUCUCUGCUCAGACAGUAUAUGAUGAAGGCUUUAUCACUCUGUAUAACUUGGUAUACACUGCCCUGCCGGUUCUGGGAAUGAGCCUGUUUGACCAGGAUGUGAAUGCCGGCUGGAGUCUUGAGUUUCCGCAGCUGUAUGUGCCGGGGCAGUUGAGUAUGUACUUCAGUAAAGGUGCUUUCAUGAUGUGCGCACUUCACAGCUGUUACAGCUCUCUAGUGCUCUUCUUCAUUCCUUACGCUGCCACAUACGAUACGGCGAGAGACGACGGGAGAGAUGGCGCAGAUUAUCAGUCAUUUGCUCUGAUAACUCAAACCUGCCUCACUGUCACUGUGUGUGUACAGUUGGGACUGGACCUCUCAUACUGGACUGUUGUGAACCAUCUCUUUGUUUGGGGAAGUUUGGGAAUGUUUUUUAUAUUGACCUUCACCAUGUAUACCGAUGGACUGUUCCAGUUACAUCCACCUUCUUUUGCAUUCAUAGGAACUGCCCGGAAUUGCCUCAACCAGUCCAAUGUUUGGCUUACUGUUGCUUUGACAGCUGUAUUGUGUGUGCUGCCUGUGGUUGCUCACCGGUUCCUCCACACUCAGAUCUCUCCUACCAUCAACGACAAGGUGAGGUAUAAAGUUCGUCAGAUGAAGGAGCCUGCUCCACGUCCACGGCGUGCUAAGCUCAGCCGCAGAAGCACGCGACGUUCUGGUUACGCCUUCUCUCACGCCCAAGGCUAUGGUGACCUUGUGACCUCUCGCAGGUUUCUGCGACGACCUGCACCUGCCCGCUCCAUGGGCUUAACUCCCACUGGCCGAUCUCCUGGGUUUAAGCCCACUGGUCGAUCUGCGGGGUACAGUCCGGUCGGGCGAGAACAGAACCCCAAACAGAAAGUAGAACCUACGUCACUGCAGAUGUUCCGUGCUGUUAAAGACUCUUCCUUUUAAGGGUAGAAUUUGCUGAGCUUUUGAAGCAGAGCUGGAACCAAACCCUUAAACAUUGUUUAUAGGGUUUGAACUCUUGGGGACAAUUUUACUACUGCUGCCCCUGCAGAAAAGACAAGCUUAGUCAAGCAUGAAAUUCCAGGCUGGUUUUGUACUGGUUUGGUGGUGGUUAAUCAGGUGGAACACAGCCAUCCUGUUCACCAGCAAAACUUAGCUGGUUGGCCAAGGAAGUCUCACUGGUUAAGCUAGUUAAGAAGCCUGGUAGAGACACCAGCGAACCAGCAUCCAAAACGCAACAUAUUCUUGUUUAACAGCUAUGCUGGUCUUUUCAGCAGGGGUGUUACGUAAUGUUGAUAUGUACCGUAUAGAAGUACAUGUACACUAAGAACAGUGGACUAGAUUUCUAAAUGUACAAAGUAUUGUUAGUAACUGUGCACAGACACUUCUGUCGAUCUGUCCCGGAAACACACACACUGAAAAUGCACAUGGUUUACAGUAAGGACGAACUGUCAGAAGUAUUCCUCAUGCUGAAGGGCAGCAAGUACUUGUCCUCUCUACUUUCCUCACUACCAUGGAAGCGACAGACAUACUGGAAUAUAGGAGAGCAAAAAUAAUCAAAGCAGAGCACAGUGAUGUGUUAAAGGGAGUCAAAACAGUGAAAGGCGUGAAAUAGACUGUUCAGUUCAAAACCAUCUAAACACUGCAUUUCCUGUUUGCUUCCUCUUCCAGGUACUAUGUUCAUUAACGCCCUCUGACAUGAGUGCUGAGUUCAUGCUACAGCACACCCUACAUGUUAGUAACUGAAUUACUUAAAGGGGUCAUAUCACAUUUUUUUAAUAAUGUAUUUAUGUUUUCUCUGUUGCUUACUUAUAAUGUUAAUUAAGUUUUCUUGCACCAAAAACAGACAUCAUUAUUUUUUCAUGAUCAUCUCACCACCUCUAUCAUAACUUUAGAAUAAUAGUCUGUUUUUAGGACCCAUUGUUUUUUUGUUUUGUUUUUUCUCCCCUUUUCUCCCCAAUUUGGAAUGCCCAAUUCCCAAUGCGCUCUAAGUCCUUGUGGUGGCGUAGUGACUCGACUCAUUCCGGGUGGCGGAGGAUGAAUCUCAGUUGCCUCCUCGUCUGAGACUGUCAUUCCGUGCAUUUUAUCACGUGGCUUGUUGAGCACGUUGCCGCGGAGACAUAGCACGUGUGGAGGCUUCACGCUAUUCUCUGUGGCAUCCGUGCACAACUCACCACGUGCCCCACCAAGAGCGAGAACCACAUUAUAGUGACCAUGAGGAGGUUACCCCAUGUGACUCUACCCUCCCUAGCAACCAGGCCAAUUUGGUUGUUUAGGAGAACUGGCUGGAGUCACUCAGUACGCCUUGGAUUCGAACUCGCGACUCCAGGGGUCAGCGUCUUUAAUCACUGAGCUACCCAGGCCACCCUUUAGGACCCACUGUUGAAAUAUAUACAUCAUAUUAUACUCUAUGAGAAUAAUUCUGUAAAAGCAAAAUCAUUUUGUAUAAAUAAAAUACUUUUCUACUUUUUAAAAGUGUAAGCAUGACCAAGUCCUGAACACACAGCUGUUACUUCUUUUGAUUAUAAUGUUUGUUUUGCUUAUCCUUGUUAUAUGCAUACUAUACUAAAAGCGUUUAUUUUGAAAACAUCUUUUUAACUGCUGUACGAUAGAUAGAUAGAUAGAUAGAUAGAUAGACAGGCAAGAAAAUGUAUGUGAACCCUUUGGAAUUAGCUGGUUUUCUGUAUUCAUUGGUCAUAAAAUGUGAUCUCAUCUUCAUCAAAUUAACAAGUAUAGACAAACACAAUGUGAUUAAGCUAACAACACACAAAGAUGUCUUCAUUGAACACACCCCAUUAAACAUUUACUGUGCUGU